AUGACCAUAAGGCCCCGUCCAGAACCCUUCGCCCCCUCGAACCUUCCUGCCUUCACCAGCUCUGGUUUGGGCAUAACCAGUUGGUCUCCACUAGAUAAUGGUGGCCACAGCUUCGUCCUAAAAAUCACCACUUCCCCUUCCUUCACCUCCACCACCCCCACUACCAGUGUCCUCAAAAUAUUCCGCUUCUACCUCGCACCCCACGGCGACAGCCCAACCGCAACUGCAUCCACAGGCCCAUACCACUAUUACAAUCUCGAAUCCGCCGCCUACUCCCGCCUCAAGCACUCCCGUCUAACCGGCACCACCGUACCAGAAAUUUAUGGCGUGAUCCACAUAACCCCUGAACAUGAACAUCACCUCGCCGUCAGCCAGGGGAUGAAAUCGCUAGCGGGCAUGCGCCGGCACUUUCGAGAAUUGACGGUGGUGGGGCUGUGGAUGGAAUAUGUUCCUGGUGCGCGAUUGCUGCCAAGGGACGCAGGUAGGUGGGCGGAAGAGUUGAGGACAGGCCUGACAAGGAUCCACGCUGCGGGGGUAGUGCAGGGGGAUAUUAACUGGAGGAAUUUAAUUGUAGGGGAGGGGGAGGGGAGCGAGAGGGGGGUUGCUUGGGUGGAUUUUAGCACGGCAAGGGUUAGAGGGGAAGGGGAAGGGGAAGGGGAGUGGGAGGAAAGGCUGGACAGCGAGAAGGGGAGAUUGGAGGGGCUGUUGGCGAGAGCCGGGAGGAGGAGGGGGAGGGGAUGUUAG
Molecule: messenger RNA, 744 nt
Organism: Tuber aestivum (summer truffle)
Lineage: Eukaryota; Fungi; Ascomycota; Pezizomycetes; Pezizales; Tuberaceae
Source: the annotation of a GenBank genome assembly